This is a messenger RNA of Alternaria conjuncta, 2328 nucleotides long. RefSeq lists its product as uncharacterized. The record is from RefSeq and is a predicted model, not a curated record. Lineage: Eukaryota; Fungi; Ascomycota; Dothideomycetes; Pleosporales; Pleosporaceae. Gene Ontology annotation, biological process: protein quality control for misfolded or incompletely synthesized proteins; carbohydrate metabolic process; glycoprotein catabolic process. Gene Ontology annotation, molecular function: carbohydrate binding; peptide-N4-(N-acetyl-beta-glucosaminyl)asparagine amidase activity. The coding region runs from base 1 to 2328 and encodes 775 amino acids. The transcript has a single exon. Gene Ontology annotation, cellular component: cytosol; nucleus.
AUGUUACCCUUGACACAAGAUGAAGUCUUCCAGCAAAUUCGGGAAAAGGCUACGCGCAAGCAACACGAAAAGACGGCGUUUACCUCUGGCGUUGUCACUAAGCUCCUGAAAGACUUAUACAAUCACGAUCUACAUGGUUGCCUGUUCUUCUACUCUCAGGACGAAAACGGUAUUCCCAGACAUAGAGUCGCUACACACGCAGCCGGUCGAAAACAUUACUGCUCGGUUGCUCUGGAAACCGCGUUCAAUGCAGAACAUUGGCAUGACCAGUCUGAGCCAGCAGCCUUCCAAGGUAACUGGCCUCCCAGCACAAUUGAGGGUCUUAUCGAAGAUUUUGAUGAGACCGAGUCCUGCAUCGAGCCAUGCCCCAACUGCGAAGCACCAGAAGAUGUCACACAUUGUAUGUGUGGGUACAGCGCAUGGGCAAAGACGAUUCAUUUCUGCGGGAACUUUAGUGUGCCUGCAGGAUCUGUGCUCACCCCAACAUCCGACUAUGUUCAGGGAGAACUUCCCAGUACUCCCGGCGCUGGCACGUUUAGCUGGCAGUACAAUCCUUAUUCGCCACCAAGCUUCAAGUCUCGCCCUGUACCGCGCGCGUAUGCUGAUGUCCGGUCCUAUGCUGGGAGCGGAAUGGGCCUUGGCGCUCUUUUCAGCUGGUCGCCUGUGGAGCAGCGAGUCAACGGCACCCUUACUCUUGAGGCCAAAUUGGGCAUUUCGUACAUUAGUGCUGCGCAGGCAUGCUCUCACGUGGAAAAUGAGCUUCCUGAUGCGAAAUCCUUCGAGGAUGUCGUUGACGAAGGAAGGCAAGUAUGGGAAGAGAAAAUUUUGAACAAGAUACAGAUUGGAGACGAUGGCCAUUCGACAAGCAACAACAAAACGUUGAAGAGGAUGCUUUACUCUGGGCUGUAUCAAACAGGUCUGAUGCCAACCGACAAAACCGGCGAAUGCCCUAAUUGGGAGUCAAACGAUGCUAAGCCAUACUACGAUGACCAUUAUACGCUUUGGGACACUUAUCGUACCCUACUGCCCUUGUAUCACCUGGUAUUCACGAAGCCAUACUCACGCAUUCUUUCUGGUCUCAUCUCUAUCUUCACCGAAGAGGGUUAUCUGCCAGCCGGUCGCGCAGCAAAUUGGAAUGGUCGUGUUCAGGGCGGCACACACGCAGACAUGGUCUUGGCGGACGGUUUCGUCAAGAGCGUCCAUGCACUUGCCGGCGAGACUGGCCGAGGCGAGCUCGACAGCGGGAUCGACUGGCAAGAGGCCUACAAGGCAGUGAUGAAGGAUGCGAACAUAUUGCCCGAGCGCAAUGUUGAUCCGGUCGCCUUCGACGGCGCCACGAAGGAAGGCAGAGGAGCACUGGAUGAUUAUCUCUCCCUUCGCUUCAUCACGCGUAACCACACCCGCAGUGUUUCUCGUGGCGUCGAGUACCCGCAGAACGACUUCGCGAUCUACAGCAUGGCAGCUGGACUUAAGAAGUCCCAGGAAGACGUCGAUCAGAUGCGCGAACGAGCAAGCUGGUGGCAAAACCAAUGGAAUCCCAUGGCAAACACAACUCUCAACGGCACGGGUACAUUCACUGGCUUCCCAGGCCCUAGAAACGCGGAUGGGACGUGGAACACCACGGCGUAUGACCCGCUGAGCUGCGGAACAUGCGGUUGGGAUGCAGACAUCUACGAAGCCAAGGUUUGGGAGACUGCAUUCAGUGUCGCACCACACGACAUGGCCAAAGUCAUAGAUCUGAUGGGCGGCGACGAGGCUUUCGUCCGUCGGUUAGACGCCUCUUUCAUCCCAGGCUUCGGUACAUCAGUUGGCGCAAACAACGAUGCCGGCUCUGCUCUCUUCAACCCAGGAAACGAACCAUCCUUCGCAACGCCAUUCCUCUACAACUACGUACCUGGUAUGAACUGGAUGACAGUCAACCGGACUCGAGCUAUCGUCGACGACUUCUACAGCGACGACCGUGACGGAUACCCCGGAAACAUCGACGGUGGUGCUCUACCCAGUUGGCUGGUGUUCAAUCUCAUGGGCAUGUAUCCUGUGUCUGCUCAGCCGCUUUACCUUCUUUCUGCUCCCCGCUUCUCUUGGCUCAAGGUCUCGCUUUUUGGUGGAACGGCAGUGGAGACGUCGUUGACUAUUCGGGCCCAAAACCUGUCAAGCACAAGCUAUUACCCGCAAAAGGUUACCUGGAACGGGCAGGAACUCGAUCGAGCUUGGUUGAAGCAUAGCGAGAUUGCGGAAGGAGGCGAGUUGGUGUUUUAUAUGGGUGAAGAGCCUAAGAAGUGGGAUGUUGGUGAGCGGCCGUGGUCACUGUCGACAUCGUCGCUGUAG